AUGUUUCUAUGGCUGUUUUUCUUGGGACAAAUUUUAACAGUGCCAGUUCCUAGUAAGUCUAUGGAAUUACCUGAAAUUUUAAGUGAAGGAGAGUUAUUCAAAAGUAAUGAAGGGCUAAUGAGAUUCAUUAUACCCGGUUCAGUGCCAUCUAAGUCACAAAGUCAAGGGAAACUUCAGCUAUCAGAUUUAAUCGACCAGGAUGACGAAACUUACAAAAUAUUUAUGACCCACUUUGAAGCGGGACGUGCUAUAAAAGGAUUAACUUUUAAUAUAUACGACGACAAUAUGCGUGAUGCAACAAUUGCCCUGUUUCGUAUAUUCCAAUGUGUCGACAAUGAAAAACUGUGGUUGAUUCGAGAUUGGGCAAGAGAAAAUGUUAAUAAGGCUAUGUUUGACUAUGCCUGGAGACUAGUAUCAUUAUACAGAGUGGACGCUGCAUCUAAAGAAAACGAACCACCUUUUAUAUCUAAACCAAAUUACUAUAUUAACAGUGAAGCGAUAAUAAAAGCAUUCCAAUUUAAAACUGAAAACUUCAUGACAGAUACACAAAUAGCUAAGAUUAAUCAAAUAUUCGCUGGGAAUAACUUGGUUGUGAUAAAUACGAAUUACUCUAGUUGGAAUUUGAUAAGUGAAGGUUGUGAAGAAAAUCUCGACUACUUCAGAGAAGAUAUAGCAUUAAACAGCUAUUAUUAUGGCGUGCAUUUACAAUAUCCUUUCUGGAUGAGUAAUGAUGAACUGUCAGGAGUAGACCCAAGAUAUGCCGAACGCGAUUUUUACAUACACCAGCAGCUUCUUGCAAGAUAUUUUUUGGAGAAGCAGCACUAUCGUGCACGGAAUGUGUCCAGCGAAUCUAAUUGUUUCCGAGAUUAUAAUCCAUAUUUACUACAUGACAAUGGCCUUCCAUUCCCAACUAGAUCUUCAGUAUUGCCACAGUGGAACGAGGAACAAGCUCGAAUUAAAUCUAUAGACAUUGCUAUAAGAGAGUGUAUUUCAAGAGGAGUUAUAUAUAUGGAUAAUGGAACAAAAAUAGCACUUACUGAGGACAACUAUGUUGAUUUGUUAGCGAAAUUAAUACGGGCCAACUUCGACGGGAUACAAACAGCUAAAGUAGUAAAAUCGUUGUUUGGUUACGGCUCUAAUAGUUAUCCCAGCGAUAGAUAUAACCCUGCUCCAUCGGUACUUCAUAACCCACAAACAACCUUACGGGAUCCAUUGUACUGGCAAAUGAUUCAAACAUUAUUAAAAUAUUUCACUGAAUACGCGACCACGUUAGCGCCAUACGAUUUCUCCAAAUUUGAGAACAAUAAUUUUUACAUUGUUGAAAGUUCAUUCUCUAAAAUCACAACAUACUUCGAUUAUUACCAAAUAAGUUUGAACAAACUAUUGUAUAGCGAGGAAUACCUGGCAAAGAAGCCACUGACGACCUUUACAGCCAGACAAAGAAGGUUAAAGCAUUUACCAUUUACGUUUAAUUUCACAAUUGAAUCUGAAGUCAACGACAAUGGUAUUGUAAAAAUUUUUAUUGGUCCUGAAUGCGAUCAGAAUAAUUGCUGGCGAGAAUAUGCAAACUUCUUUGAAAUCGACUCAUUCUUAUACAAAUUUGAAAAGGGCUUAAAUAUCAUUACUUGGUCUCCAGAAAACUCGGUAAAGUUUUCACAUGACGAUUUCUAUAAUAUGGAACAAUCGUACAAUAAGAAAAAUAGAUUUGAUCUCUUUAAAUUUCCCGAAAACUUAUUAAUACCUAAAGGUUUAGAGGAAGGUUUAAAUGUAACAUUAUUCACAAUGAUUCUAUCAACUACGGAACUUCCUACCGAUGGUGACAGUAAUGAUAUUGAUUCGCUACCUUUAGGAUUUCCUUUUCAUAGAAAAGCUGCCAUAAACCCUGAAUCAAUAGCUAGCAACUAUGUAUUCAAUAAUAUUACUAUUUACCAUAAAAAAAGUACAAAUGAUAUAAUGAAAGGCUAUUUUUCAGCUCAUUUGAAUUAA
Messenger RNA from Leptosia nina, 1986 nucleotides. The record is from the annotation of a GenBank genome assembly. Lineage: Eukaryota; Metazoa; Arthropoda; Insecta; Lepidoptera; Pieridae.